Cryptomeria japonica (Japanese cedar) is the source of this 832-nucleotide messenger RNA. Its product is annotated as non-specific lipid transfer protein GPI-anchored 5. NCBI's taxonomy places the organism in Eukaryota, Viridiplantae, Streptophyta, Pinopsida, Cupressales, Cupressaceae. The transcript is spliced from 2 exons. The coding region runs from base 98 to 649 and encodes 183 amino acids. The record is from RefSeq and is a predicted model, not a curated record. Gene Ontology annotation, biological process: lipid transport. Gene Ontology annotation, molecular function: lipid binding.
CAGAACAAGCACAACACUCUGUUUGGAUACAGCAAUUUGUGAGGCCUCUGAUUCUUUCUACUGCGCAGCAUAGGAAAAUUUUCUGUUUGUAAGUUCAAUGGCAGGAUCAAGAGUAACACACACAACAGUGACACCCUUAACUGUAGUAAUAUUGAGCGUGGUGGCCCUCAUGGCUGCUAUGGGAAAUCAGGGUGUGAUGGCGCAGUCAGGCUGUACCAGUGCCCUUGUGAGUUUAUCGCCAUGUCUGAAUUAUAUCUCGGGAAAUCAAACUACCCCUUCUCAGGGGUGCUGUAGUGCCCUUGCUACAGUAGUGAAGAAUAAUCCGUCUUGUCUGUGCCAGCUGCUGACUGGUAACAAUCAGUUGGGAAUUGCCAUUAAUCAGACUCGAGCUCUGGCUCUGCCCGGAGAAUGCAAGGUCACCACGCCGCCUGUGAGCCAAUGCCAGGGUUCAGGGGCUCCUACAACUUCCCCUUCUCCCACAGUUUCAGGGGUCCCUACUACUUCCCCCUCUGCCAGUGGUUCGGGCACUCCAACUAUGGAGACACCCCCGAGUUCGAAUCCCACCGAAAACAAUUCAGCUUGUAACAUAUUUGCGUUCCCUGUGUUUAAGGUCGUAGCAGCGGUGGUAUUAGCUGUAGUUGUGAUGUGAUGAAAUAUAUGCGUGUUUGAGGCAGGGAAUCAUGACCAGAUAUUAAGAAGCGUGGUCUAUUAUUCCUCCUCCUAUGCUUUUAAAAAAUUCUUUGUACCUGAUUCCCCUACUUUUGUAACUGAAGCGAAAAAGCAUUUUUUAUUAAUAAGCUCUUUGGAGAUAAACUAGACUGUUUUUACUGAA